Molecule: messenger RNA, 1317 nt
Organism: Salvelinus namaycush (lake trout)
Lineage: Eukaryota; Metazoa; Chordata; Actinopteri; Salmoniformes; Salmonidae
Product: zinc finger and SCAN domain-containing protein 22-like
Exons: 3
Coding region: 23-1084 (353 amino acids)
Cellular component (GO): nucleus
Source: RefSeq, a predicted model, not a curated record
UGAUCUGCUGAGUGGACUAAAGAUGGGGGAGCAAGGGGAUUGGCUGGAGGAUAACAGAGGAGACUGGGUGGCCAUCUUGGAUUUCCAGACCCCGACCAGUGCAGCCAAGGCUCCAGGGGACAACAUCACGGAGCAGGCCAGGACCAGUAGCGACAUAGUGGAGUUUACAGAGGACCAGUUGAUAUCUGGUGUUGCUUGCGGGAGAGACUGGACUUCUGAGGUGGUUAGUCACAAAGCCUGGCCCCGGAUCAGAACUCUGGAUCCGGAGCCGUCGCUCUUCCUUCCCGGCUCAAAACCAGGCCUGAACCACAAGGGACAGAGACACCACCACACAGAGCACAACCAGUGGACAGGUGGACUGAACAACCUUAGUCCUGGUGGUUAUCAAAGAAACAAAGGCUCCAGUCAGGGAUCCAGUCUGCAGCCCAGACCCUUCUCUUCACAGUCUCAGUGCAGGGAUGGAGCAGGGCCUGGGGCUGAUAGAGAUAGGCCCUCCUGUUCCUAUGAUACAAACACCACAGUAUCCAUGAUGAACAGAGCAGGUCAGCCUGGGCUUCAGCCUUCACAGAGAGUGGUGGGAGACGCCCCUGGUGGUAGUCUAUCAGCAAGUCUGUCUUCUCCUUCAGGGUCUCGUCUAAUGCCUGGUGACUGGGUUCAUAGAAGGUCUGGACCUGGGUCUAGCCUUCCUCAUGGUUACCCCACCAAUACAGACAGGGUCAGAAUGGGUGUUCAUCACAAGAGGUACCUAGCUUAUAACACAGCACACAAUCCCAACAACACCCAAACAAUGGCUAGAGGUCAAGGAGGGAGCUCAAAGACUAACCACCUGAGGGUGACUCCUGCUUCUACCUCCUCUGGUGUCAUUGGGUCACAACGUGGGAGGCAGAGCAUUAGGACGGAUGCUGACAAGCCGUACGUCUGCCCCACGUGUGGGAAGCGCUUCGCUGAUGCAAAUUAUGUGAAGAGGCACCAGACCGUUCACACCAAGGAGAAGCCCUUCAAGUGCAAACUAUGUUACAAGAGUUUUUCCUUCCUGACUAGCCUUAUCAGACAUAAGAGUGUCCACAAAGGGGAAAUAUCAUAGCGGUGUGGCUUGGGAUAUCUGGGAACUAUACUUUAGCUGAAAUAUAGUGUGAAGUGUCUUGGGGUAAGAGGAUAAUUAAUCACAUGCCCCUCGUUAACUUGGAAUUUGAAACAGGCUUGAGUAAAUGCCUGUUUUUAGAGAGACAGUAAACCUGGGCUAGAACAAGGAGAGUUUAAUAUUUACCUUACUGAGGUGAUGUAGAUGGAAUAAAGUAAUAUUACUUUUCUACUCUA